GCGUCUCUUUUUCUGGAAGACAAAGGAGAAAGGAGAGGAAAGGACAAUGACAGGUCUAUAUCAGUAUCACUGUCAUCGCAAUGUUUUCCUGAUUCUUUUGAUCAUAAUAUUUUUUGUACUGCUAAAAUGGCACUAUCUUCCUGACCAAGAUGUGGACUGCAAAUUCUUACAGGAUGAACAGAUAACAGAUUUUUAUAGAAAAUGGCAGGAUCAGACAUCAUUCUUAAAGGAGGCAAUUUAUCUUCCAUUGCAAGUUCCUUAUCGGUACCUGGUGGGGUCAUCAUUUUUAACCAAAAAAUGCUUUGCAGUAGGAAUACGAGUCAAGAAAAAUACGGACAAUGUAAAUUCCUUAGCAGUCAUUCAUUCCAUCUUUGAUGAAUCAAGUCCUAUAAAUCUGGAGGAAAUUCUUGUCAUAAUCUACUUAGCCGAUGCUGACAAUGCUUGGGUUUUGAGCAUAGCAGAAGCAAUUAAAACCUACUUCAGCAUACACAUUGCUGCUGGCAGACUAGUUACCAUUCAGGCAGCUAAGAGUGCAUACCCACCCCUUAAACAAGUGGAUUUCAACGAAAACCAAGAAAACAGUCUCCCCAGUGUCCAAGAAAAUGUGGAUUUUGCUUUCCUAAUAAAUUUUUGCUCAAACCUUUCUAAAUAUGUGAUCAUUCUGGAAGACAGCCUUAGGUGUACGAAGAACUGCUUCAACAGAGUGAAAGCACAUAUUGCAGAAAUGAAUAAAGGUCAAUGGGUUUCUCUUCACCUCACUUAUCCCGGCCUAGUUGGAAAACUUUAUCACAACUAUGACUGUUCACAACUGGCACGUUUCCUGUUGCUGUUUUAUGACAAGAUGUCACUUCCAGAAUUGUUACUUCAGUUUCAGAGGACUAGAAUUCAAAAAAAGGAUAUAAUUGCUAUACCUCCAGCAUUUUGGUAAUUUUUUAAAAGACACAAUAGCAAUGCAGGUAAUGCAGUAGACAGCAUUGCCACUCCAAGGAUCCUGGGUUUGAAGAUCAUAACUGGUUGUUGCUAUGUAGAGUUUGCUUUAUUCUCUCUGUGUCUGUCUAGGUUAUCAUCCAUGAACUUCACCUUUCCCUACCACAUCCUAAAAUAUGCACUGUGGGAUGGAUGGCUUGUCCAGGGCUGUUUGCUUUCUUGUGCCUAGUGCUUCAAGAAUGAGCUUUGGCUCCCAGUGACCCAGAAUUGGAUAAGCACUUUGGAGAAUGGUUUGUUUUGUUACAAUGUCAACAGUAUUGCAUUAAAGUCCUUAA
Molecule: messenger RNA, 1262 nt
Organism: Polypterus senegalus (gray bichir)
Lineage: Eukaryota; Metazoa; Chordata; Cladistia; Polypteriformes; Polypteridae
Product: alpha-1,3-mannosyl-glycoprotein 4-beta-N-acetylglucosaminyltransferase C-like
Exons: 4
Coding region: 47-928 (293 amino acids)
Biological process (GO): protein N-linked glycosylation
Molecular function (GO): acetylglucosaminyltransferase activity
Source: RefSeq, a predicted model, not a curated record